Molecule: messenger RNA, 1185 nt
Organism: Trichoderma citrinoviride
Lineage: Eukaryota; Fungi; Ascomycota; Sordariomycetes; Hypocreales; Hypocreaceae
Exons: 1
Coding region: 1-1185 (394 amino acids)
Source: RefSeq, a predicted model, not a curated record
AUGGAAGAACAGUCGAUGGCAUUCCAUCCAUUCGCGCUCUUGCCCGUGGAACUUCGCCUAGCUAUCUGGUUCCACUGUCUGCCUCAUCGAGUUGUUCAAAAAGACAACCCUUUUGAGAUUACGAGGCUCCGCGAGGAGCACAAAUGUUGGUCCAUACGGCCAUCUCUCAAGAAUGCUGCUCCUCCACGCAUUGCCUCAGUCUGUCGCGAAUCAAGACAAGUCGCUAUGGAAUGGGGCAAGAUGGUCUCACAGAAUCAUAGCUGGAACCUGGGGCCCAUAUGGAUUCAGCCUCGUUUGGACAGCUAUCAUCUCAAUUUUACCCCAGAGGCAGCUUGGAGCUCCGGUUACGACAUAGAGAAUAUCAGGGACUUUCUCAUCGAGGGGUGGAACUGGCUAGACGCGGUCCCGAUAUCGGUAGCUGCAGAGUAUUUCUUCGAAUUUGACUUGGAAGGGCGAGACCUUUCCAUGAUGCGCUCUACCCCCUAUAUCGAAAUCAAAGACGACUUGGUCGACGAAGAUCUGAACAUACUUUACAGCGAAUGGGCCUACAAUUAUUCGAGGCCGUUUACAAAGGUAUCAUUAUCCGCUACCAUGGCCUUCAUUUCUGUUCAUGUUGCAAAGAGGCACGCCAUAGCAUCCGGCCUGUUUGGCCUGCUGCUCGAUGCUCCAGUACAGCUGGUCAAUUUCGACGAUGAGCAGAGAAUCAGAGCAUUCCGAGCCCUCUUUGAGAGAGACAGUUUCAACCGCAAAAGGCCUGAAAUGAUUAAAUUAUUCUCUCUCAUUUUGUCAUCAACCUUUCGAUCUCGUGUAGAAGCCUGGAGGGAAAAGGUGGACUGGCUCAUGAUGGCAAACGCAUGGCUGCGCGCGAAGAUGAACUGGGAGAAUUGCAUACCCUUUGAUGAGGAUCCAUCUUCAGCCUGGAUACCAAUCACUGAAGAGUUUCAAGACCGUCGGCGGAUUGUCUACAUGAGGAAUGAGCAUGACGGUUACGAGAAUCUGUUCGACAACAAUAACCCUUGGGUUAUACAGGCCAGAAAAGAGCUGCCGCGGGUUGCACCCAAAGUCCUCUUCUUACUGUGUACUGACGACUGCGAUGUGGGCGGCAAUCUGGCCAUGGUACCUCCCAUUCCGCGUAGGUCCAAUCGGGAUGACUUUUUUGAAGUUAACCAUUACGAGGAUCUCUGA